Molecule: messenger RNA, 1515 nt
Organism: Ruditapes philippinarum (Manila clam)
Lineage: Eukaryota; Metazoa; Mollusca; Bivalvia; Venerida; Veneridae
Product: acylpyruvase FAHD1, mitochondrial-like
Exons: 3
Coding region: 77-733 (218 amino acids)
Cellular component (GO): mitochondrion
Molecular function (GO): acetylpyruvate hydrolase activity
Source: RefSeq, a predicted model, not a curated record
CACUUAAAUGUAAUGUGGUAAAACUUUUUGGUAGUACCCUAUACAAAGGAAGGGAGGUAACUUUUCACGUUUCAAGAUGGCUUCAAAAUUGACACAAUUCACCCAGUGGGGUAGAAAAAUCGUCGCUGUUGGGCGGAAUUAUAGAGCACAUGCUGCAGAACUUGGAAAUCCAGUGCCACAAAAACCUAUAUUGUUUUUAAAACCAACUUCAUCCUACAUUACAGAGGGCGAAAAUGUCAAGAUUCCAAUUGGAUGCUCUUCUCUUCAUCACGAAGUUGAACUGGGAAUUGUGAUUGGAAAAUCAGGUUCGGCAAUACCGGAACAAGAUGCAAGUAAUCAUAUAGGUGGAUAUGUUCUUGCACUUGAUAUGACAGCACGGGAUUUUCAGGAUGAAGCCAAGAAAAAGGGCCAGCCAUGGUCACUUGCCAAAGGUUUUGAUACGUCUUGCCCUGUUAGUGGUUUUAUUGACAAAGAUAAAAUUUCAGAUCCAGGAAAUGUUCGUUUGUGGCUGAAGGUGAAUGAUACUACUAAACAAGAUGGCAGAACUAGUGAUAUGAUUUUUAGCAUUCCUUAUCUUAUAAGUUAUAUAAGCAGAUAUUUUAAGCUAGAAGAAGGGGAUGUAAUUCUUACAGGAACGCCCGAAGGGGUGGGACCUGUUGCCAGUGGUGAUGUGAUAGAGGCGGGACUAGGGGAUAUCGUCAAUAUGAAAUUUAAAAUAGACCAAGCUAAAUAGGUGAAAAAGGGUUAAUUUUCUUUAAAAACAUUAUGAUAAUCAGGAGAGGUGGUCAUUUCGUUACUUUGUAUUAAUUGGAGAGUGCCAGUAUAUCCAGGAAUUCCUAUGUGAGAGCUUGCACUUGCCAUUACUUAAACUUAAUUACUUUUAACAUUGACAUAUCUAAAGUAGAUUCUGGGUCAGAACCUUGCAGUAAAACAUACAAUUCUGAACAUAGUUAAGAUGUUCCUCACAAAAAUAGACAUAAAAUAUUUUUGAUUCAGAGUACUAUUUGUUAGGCUAUAGCACUUGAGAUUUAAUCUAGCAGAAGCUUUAAACUUAGCUGUUACUCCAAGUCAUGUGCAUUUCACAAUGCAUGAUAAAAUCUAUACAUUUGUACAGAAAUUUUUAUAAAAUAUUGCAUAAUUGUUAUGAAAAUUGUCCCCACAUUUCCAUCAAGGAGACUGUGGUACUUUUAUUUCUGAAGUGGCAUUUGCAGACUGUACAAGAUAUUUUCAUAAUCAGCAACAGCGCUUUAAAAUAUACUAAAUUUAUCAUAGCCAAAUAGUGGUUAUGGCAAACAAAUAAGCACAAUACUUUAAAUCCUCUCUAGUUUUUAUAUUAAAUGCAGCUCACUGUAUAUACCGUAAACAGUGUUUCUUUAUCUGAUUUAAUGAUCCUUUCCUAAAAUGAAGUCUAAAAAUUAUAAUUCUCAAUUGCCAUAAACUUAUAAUUUGAUGUCAACUCUUCUUCAUUGAUUUUUGUUAAUCAGGAAUUUAUGCUUAUAAUGUUAUGUGAUCUCA